Messenger RNA from Penicillium lagena, 1869 nucleotides. Its product is annotated as SPRY domain-containing protein. The record is from RefSeq and is a predicted model, not a curated record. The transcript has a single exon. Lineage: Eukaryota; Fungi; Ascomycota; Eurotiomycetes; Eurotiales; Aspergillaceae. Gene Ontology annotation, molecular function: transcription cis-regulatory region binding; protein binding. Gene Ontology annotation, cellular component: Set1C/COMPASS complex. Bases 1 to 1869 code for a protein of 622 amino acids.
AUGGCUUCCGGCACAGCUCCUGGGUCUUCUGCACCCUCGUCAAAUAUCAAUUCUCCGACCUUGGCACCUGGGAAUGCGCCGGUACUCCCCGUUCCUCUCUCAGAUCUCAACGCCAGAUCCUCGCCAGCCCCAGCCAGCACUGGAUCGGUCCAAGGCGACACGGCUCGCGCCAAACGCAACAAACGGGACAGUCGCAAGAAGCGCGAAGCCAAAGGCUUAGAUCCGGACGCACCGCCGCCCAAAAAGCGGGCGACCGCCGCUCCCAGCACCGCUCUCCCCAGCUCCGAUCUCAGUAUUCUCCGCCCACUCCUUCUCGCCGAACCUCGCCAGUCUGAUCGCUUUCCUCCUCCUACUCGCCAAUUCAAUCUUGUCACCAGCAAGAGGUCAGAGGUGCUGGGCCAGAGUUGGGACUUUUAUGAAGUUGUGGAUAAACUCACAAACAAGAAUGGAUUCCGAUAUACCUACGCCAUUGCGGAUCCUGGAUUUCCGCAUAUUAAGUACCGCCAGACAGAUGUCCGGCCAUACCAUGCACGAUUCAGCUUCGAGGAUUCCCCAGCCGCGAUCUCGUUCUCGAAAGACGCCACGGCGGUGGCGACAAACGAUUCAUGGCACACAGCUAGGGCCAAUGUUUGCGCACGAGAGGGUACUUUCUACUACGAGGCGCGAAUCAUUAGUGGCAUGGUCAAAGACUCUGAAUCAACACCGCACAACGGCGGUCCUGGUACUGCUCCGCGAGGCCAUGUUCGGUUUGGAUUCGCUCGGCGCGAAGCCGAUCUCGACGUCAACGUCGGAGUGGACUGCUACGGGUAUGGAAUUCGAGAUGUGAACGGAGAAGUGGUGAAUCGGAUGCGGUGCGAGUAUUUCUUCCCCAAGGGUGAAGCCAUUAACGAAGGCGAUGUCAUUGGCAUGCUUAUCACUCUCCCGCCGCUGUCUCUACACAAGAAAAUCGUCGAAGGCACCUUCGACCCCGCUGUGGAUGGAGACGGCAGCUCCAGCUCUUCAACAAAGUCUCCCGUUGCGUUUAAUCUCAUUCGAGAUCGCAUCCCCUUCCAUUGGAAAACCGACUUUUGCUGGCAACAGUCCAAUGUCUUUGCGACCAAACAGCUCCGUGACUAUGCGUUUAAUCUCAAGGAAACUCCAACUUUCGGUCCGCCCUCUCCGCUGAAUAGUGAAGAUGCCUCCCUUCGGACACUUCCCGGCUCUAGCAUUACCAUCUUUAAAAAUGGCGUCCAGAUGGGCACGCCGUUCAAGGAACUCUAUGCAUUCCUACCUCCAGCGAGUCGUCUCGCCAAUGGCACGAAUAAUCUUGGGAUUGGCGAGCGGGAGAAUGCUGAUGACGGUAUGAUUGGCUACUAUCCCGCUGUGAGCUGUUACGGCGGCGGUGCGGCGGAAUGCCGCUUUGAAGGCCCGUGGUGGGUUGGUCCCCCUGAGCGCACCGAGACUGGAGAGCCUAUCCGAGCCAUGGGUGAGCGAUACAAUGAGCAGAUUGUUGAGGAUGUGCUGGCCGAUAUUGUGGAUGAAGUGGAAGCCAUGUUCACCUGGGGUGGUGUCGACGGCGACGUGAUUGGGAAUAACGGCACCGAGGGCCCGGACGGGCCUGGGUCUGGUGUGGUCGGUGGAUCCGAGGUUUUACAAGGUGGUGUCGGCGCUGCGCUCGACUCGGCUGUGUCUGCUCCCACGCCUGCUGGGGUGUCCGACUCGGCAGCCAACAGCAAUCACCAGACGCCGACGGCCACCGGCGACGCUGCAGGGAACCCGCCACUGGAAGAUGCGAUGAGCGCGGGCACUCCCCACCACGCCGUGGAUCCUUCUGUCGGUGCGGACGCUCCUGUAGCAACAGAGGCUGACGGCGACGUAGAAAUGUCUUAG